GAUGCCUGAGUGUUGACAGCAUUUGCUGGGGAUAUAGUAGGAUGAGCUGGAGAUGUCGAAAUGAUUUCUUUAGUAUCUUUAAACUUAAAAUUAUUUCAGGCAGCGAUCAUAGAACUCUCUACGAGUUCUAGUACUAACAGUACUGUCUUCCUUUCAUCUCGGUUGAAAGGUGCAGAUAGUCUUGCGAACACCCCAAAGACUUUACCUCCUGUCAUCCUCGACCCAUGAAAUUGUUGUCAAUAAUCCAAGCUAGAGCUACGUAAAAUCAUACAGAACCCAGAAGGUUAAUAUCAGGAUAAUACACUAUUUCCGAGCUGGAAAGUUGGUUCUGCCAUAGCUAUAAAUUACGAAUAAAUUUGCACGAACUAUGUGGAAUUAGGAGCACCAGCAAAGACAUGGUCGGAAUCCAGCCCUCACAGGCAGUAAAUUAGUCGCAUCUUAACUUUGGAUUUUAUGCUACAACGUCUUAGAAAGGUUGCUACUAGAAAUGUAAAUUUAGUCUUAAACGGAUUCCUGAGUGGUUCCAAUCUUCAGGGCCAAUGAAGUGAGUGACUGCACCUAACAAGGAUUUUUUACAUUGGGUUGAAGUCGAAUAAACAUUAAAAGGAUG
Molecule: messenger RNA, 610 nt
Organism: Suhomyces tanzawaensis NRRL Y-17324
Lineage: Eukaryota; Fungi; Ascomycota; Pichiomycetes; Serinales; Debaryomycetaceae
Exons: 1
Coding region: 61-228 (55 amino acids)
Source: RefSeq, a predicted model, not a curated record